CCGGGCCCGGCCGGGUCGGGUCGGGGGCGCUGCGGAGGCGGGGCCGGGCCGGACCGGGCCGCUCCGAGUGGCCGCGCGCGGGCCGGAGCCGGGCGGCGCGCCUGUGGAGCGCUGGGGGCGGCCCGGGGCUGAGCAUGGAGCUGCGCGGUGGAGGUUUCCCUGGAGGCCCUUGGCCAGGCCCGAGCUUCUGCUGCGAUGGCCAUUGUGCAGACGCUGCCAGUACCACUGGAGCCCACUCCUGAGGCCGCCACUGCCCCACAAGCUCCAGCCAUGGGCAGCGUGAGCAGCCUUAUCUCAGGCCGGCCCUGCCCCGGGGGGCCUGCUCCUCCCCGCCACCACGGUCCCUCUGGGCCCACCUUCUUCCGCCAGCAGGAUGGGCUGCUGCGGGGUGGCUAUGAGGCACAGGAGCCACUGUGCCCAGCUGUGCCCCCCAGGAAAGCUGUCCCUGGCACCAACUUUACCUACAUCAAUGAGGACUUCCGGACAGAGUCACCCCCCAGCCCAAGCAGUGACAUUGAAGAUGCCCGAGAGCAGCGGGCACGCAAUGCCCAUCUCCGCGGUCCCCCACCAAAGCUCAUCCCUGUCUCUGGAAAGCUUGAGAAGAACAUGGAGAAAAUUGUGAUCCGCCCAACAGCCUUCAAGCCAGUGCUGCCCAAACCGCGAGGGGCACCAUCCCUACCUAGCUUCCUGGGUCCUCGGGCCGCCGGACUGUCGGGGAGCCAAGGCAGCCUAACGCAGCUGUUUGGGGGCCCUGCCUCCUCCUCCUCUUCCUCCUCCUCCUCGGCUGCCGACAAACCCCUGACACUGAGUGGCUGGGCCAGCGGCUGCCCAUCGGGGACUCUGUCCGACUCCGGCCGAAACUCACUGUCCAGCUUGCCCACUUACAGCACCGGGGGUGCCGAGCCAGCCACCAGCUCCCCAGGCGGGCACCUGCCUUCCCACGGCCCUGGACGGGGGGCACUGCCUGGGCCAGCCCGAGGGGCCCCCACUGGGCCCUCCCACUCAGACAGUGGCCGAUCUUCCUCCAGCAAGAGCACAGGCUCCCUGGGGGGCCGCGUGGCAGGGGGGCUCUUGGGCAGCGGUCCCCGGGCCUCCCCUGACAGCAGCUCCUGUGGGGAACGCUCCCCACCACCGCCCCCGCCUCCUCCACCCCCUUCGGACGAGGCCCUGCUGCAUUGUGUCCUGGAAGGAAAGCUCCGAGACCGGGAGGCAGAGCUGCAGCAGCUGCGGGACAGUCUGGACGAGAGUGAGGUGACCAUGUGCCAGGUGUACGAGGAGCGGCAGCGGCCCUGGCAGCGGGAGCGCGAGGCCGUGCGAGAGGACAGCACGGCCCGGGCGCAGCGGGCCCGACAGCUGCUGCAGCUUCAGGUGUUCCAGCUGCAGCAGGAGAAGCGGCAGCUGCAGGAUGACUUUGCGCAGCUGCUACAGGAACGAGAGCAGCUGGAGCGGCGCUGCGCCACCUUCGAGCGGGAGCAGCGAGAGCUCGGGCCACGGCUGGAGGAGACCAAGUGGGAGGUGUGCCAGAAGUCAGGAGAGAUCUCCCUGCUGAAGCAGCAACUGAAGGAAUCUCAGGCAGAGCUGGUGCAGAAGGGCAGCGAGCUGGUGGCCCUGCGAGUGGCACUGCGGGAGGCCCGGGCAGCUCUGCGGGUCAGUGAGGGCCGGGCGCGGGGUCUCCAGGAGGCGGCCCGAACACGGGAGCUGGAGCUGGAGGCCUGUUCCCAGGAGCUGCAGCAGCACCGCCAGGAGGCUGAGCGGCUGCGGGAGAAAGCUGGGCAGUUGGACACUGAGGCAGCCGGGCUCCGGGAACCCCCUGUGCCACCUGCCACCGCUGACCCGUUCCUCCUGGCAGAGAGUGAUGAGGCCAAGGCACAGCGGGCAGCAGCCGGGGUAGGGGGCAGCCUGCGGGCCCAGGUGGAGCGGCUCCGGGCAGAGCUACAGCGGGAGCGGCGGCGAGGCGAGGAGCAGCGGGACAGCUUCGAAGGGGAGCGGCUGGCCUGGCAGGCGGAGAAGGAGCAGGUGAUCCGCUACCAGAAGCAGCUGCAGCACAACUACAUUCAGAUGUACCGACGCAACCGGCAGCUGGAGCAGGAGCUGCAGCAGCUCAGCCUGGAGCUGGAGGCCCGGGAGCUCGCAGACCUGGGCCUGGCGGAACCGGCUCCCUGCAUCUGCCUGGAGGAGAUCACUGCCACCGAAAUCUAGGGCCUUGGCAUCCAGCUCUGUGGGGAACUCUACUGAAUGCAGGCGGGGUAGCCUCAGAUCCACUGAGGGCCCCAGGGCCACUUGUCCCCCUGGGAUCCAGGCCUCUGGGCCUCUGCCAAGGACUCGGGGCUGCCCUAUGACUUAGAUGAACAAGAUCAGACUCCUUGAUGGUGGUCCCCAUGUUCACUGUCACCCAGAAGCUCCUACUCACUUGACCUGUUUCACUCCCCAACUACCGCCAUCGCCACUCUGCCAACCCCAUUCACUCCCAGCGCUCACCAGCCCACCCAGCCAGGGGCUCAGAAGAGGAAGGGGCUCCCUCAUCUCCACGUUCUCUCCCAUCCCAAAGCCAGAGCGAGCCAGACAGCGCCAGCUGCUCCAGAUGUGCCUGCCCCCACCCUGUCCGUGUUGGGGGACAGGGCUGGGACUGGGAUCUGAUCCCCAGGUUCCAGCUCUGCAGCCUCUCUCCUGGGGUGAGGGGGCUGUAGUCAGACCAAAGGAAGAACUCAGAAAUGUCUUGUUUAUUUGUGUUUGUGACCAAGCGGCCCCUCCCCACACCCAGGUUUAUGGCCUCAUUUUCACUUGUAUAUUUUUCACAUUGUAUAUUUCUUGUACAAACCCAAAGAAAAAAAUUAAAAAAUUUUUUUGUUUUUAAAAAAAGAUGAGUGUGCUGGAUAAAGAUGAUGAGAACUUG
Molecule: messenger RNA, 2893 nt
Organism: Hippopotamus amphibius kiboko
Lineage: Eukaryota; Metazoa; Chordata; Mammalia; Artiodactyla; Hippopotamidae
Gene: LZTS2
Product: leucine zipper tumor suppressor 2
Exons: 5
Coding region: 196-2199 (667 amino acids)
Biological process (GO): negative regulation of canonical Wnt signaling pathway; cell division
Source: RefSeq, a predicted model, not a curated record